UCAGUCUGUCCUCCAUUCCACUUACCAGCAGUCACUCCCUCAAUACUGCAAACUUACAAAAAGCAGGCUACAAAUAGACAUAUAAAAUGCCUGCGCUAGCACAAUUUCAGAGAGGGUGCAGCACAAGACAUUGACAAAUUGAGACAAAUUAUAAAGAAAAAAGAGGAAGGAGAGAUAUCGGAGUAGUUUAUUUGUGAGGAGUUUUGAUCGGAUAAGGAUGUUCCCAUUAAGUCUCCUGCUCCUCCUGCUCUCCCACUCGGCCUCUUCCAUGCUGCUGGGAUGGGUGGAAUCUCCAGAAUAUCCCAAUGGAUACCCGCCCGGUUCCAGUCUGAACUGGAGCCGGUGUGCCUCCAAAGGUCACACCCUCUCCAUCCAGCUCCUCCACCUGGACCUGGAGGACAGCCAGGACUGUGAAAAUGACGCAGUGAAGGUGUUUUCAAAUGGAAACCUAAUCUCAGUGCUGUGUGGUAAACGGGGAUACAAGGAGCUUCAGUCCACUGUUAACCCCACGUUGCUCUCCGCCUCGGGGGGCUGCCUCUCUCUUACUUUCCACUCCGACUUUUCAAACACCAAGAGACACACCGGCUUCAAAGGGUUUUAUACCCUUCAAGACUUUGACGAAUGUGUGAACGACGAAGACAACGGAUGCACUCAGUUCUGUCACAACUACAUCGGAGGAUACCACUGCUCCUGUCGCCACGGUUACCACCUGGACGUGGACAAACACACUUGCACAGUGGGUUGCACCGAGGAUCUGUCGGGGCAGAAUGAAGGGGACAUUUCCAGCCCCUCGUGGCCGGCUUCAUAUGCAGAGAAUGCAAAAUGUCAGUACACUCUGUCUGUGGGGGCCACCCUGCAGCUGGAGCUGCAUUUCAACCAGGUCUUCGACGUGGAGCAGAGCCUUGAUGGGCAAUGCAUAGACAUACUGAGGAUUGAGAAUCACUCUGGGACUCUGGGGUCGUUCUGCGGCAACACGCCUCCCCCCUCUCCCUUUCUCACUCACUCUCAUCAUGUUCAAAUCCACUUCACCUCUGAUGGCUACGGCACUAACAAAGGCUUCAGUCUGGCCUUCAGGACCAGAGAUAAGGUCUGUCCCGCGGUGGUGACCUCUGACUCCACUGUGACUCCUCAGCGGGCAGAGUAUCGUCGGGGUGAAACCGUGACAGUUACUUGUGAUCUAGGCCAUGUUGCAAAAAGUCAAGACACCCAGACCCGGUAUGAUACCACAUGCCAGGACAUAGGCGUAUGGACUCCCAAUCACAAAUGUGAACCGGUUGAUUGCGGUUAUCCUGAAAUCCUAGAAGAUGGCAUCCUUCAGCUGGUGGACUCGGAGAACACCCAGACUAAGUACAAAGACCAGAUCCAGUUUCACUGCAGCUCCAAGUACUACACACUGGACGGAGAUGACACGUACACCUGCAGUGCCAGCGGUGAUUGGGUAUCAAGUAGCGGCAAAACAGAAAUGCCGAAAUGCAUUGAAGUAUGCGGGAAGCUUGAAAGACACAUAGCAAGUACCGGAAGAAUUUUGGGAGGUAAGGACGCAACCCUGGGAGAGAUACCUUGGCAGCUUUUGGUUACAGGUCGGCGCCGAGGAGGAGCCACACUGAUCAGUGACCGAUGGGCUGUCACAGCAGCUCAUGUAGUGGAAGGGGAUAAGGUAACCUCCUACCGUCUGUACGGUGGACUGGUAGACGGAGGAAGAGGAGGUACAUUGCCUAAAGGAGUUGCCUUGGACAUUGACAGGAUCAUCAUUCAUCCCAACUACAUCCAGGGCACUGCAGAUCGCACCAAUUUCAACCAUGAUAUUGCUCUUAUCAGAUUCUCUUCCAGAGUGAAUUUCGGCCCAAACCUCCUUCCCGUCUGUCUGCCGGAGCCUAACAGGGGCUUGGUGGAAGGUGAACAAGGCACAGUGUCAGGCUGGGGGGGGACGGAAACAGAAGCCAUUUCUGCCAGCCUGAAAUACGCUCACAUUGGGGUCUACUCCACUGCAGAGUGUGAGAACACAGGAAUAACUACCAAACGCAUGAUUUUCACCAGUAACAUGUUCUGUGCUGGCUCUCCUACGGCGGACAGCUGCAGGAGGGACAGUGGGGGUCCGCUGGUGAUGCCCAUGUUGUCCGAAGGCAAUGAGCCCUAUUAUCUGACCGGCAUUGUGUCCUGGGGAGCCAGCUGUCGUAAGAGGAAUUUCAAGGGUUAUUACGUCAAGGUGGAGAAUUAUGUCGGCUGGAUCAAGGAGACAAUAAAUACAGCAGAGCAAUCCUAGAAGAGACGGACGAGGGAGAAAAUACUAUUUUACUAACCAUUAUAAUGUCAUUAAUCCAAGACUGAUUCGGAUCCUUUCAGCUGUUUCUGAUAGACUGUUAUAUUGUAGACAUACCAACAUUAACAACAUUAAGCAUGAUCACAUUAUGACUUCAUACUAAACUUUUGUAUUGAACACAUUUGCAGAUAUACUGCAGAGAAUGUGGGUUCAGAACACACUUCAUAUCUUUGUGUUUUAAUCAGCGCUGUUUGUUUCACUGAUACUGGCGUGCUCUCACAUCAAACAAUAAACUUCAUAACUCAUUA
Molecule: messenger RNA, 2568 nt
Organism: Eleginops maclovinus (Patagonian blennie)
Lineage: Eukaryota; Metazoa; Chordata; Actinopteri; Perciformes; Eleginopidae
Product: complement C1s subcomponent-like
Exons: 11
Coding region: 218-2263 (681 amino acids)
Biological process (GO): zymogen activation; complement activation
Cellular component (GO): blood microparticle; extracellular region
Molecular function (GO): calcium ion binding; serine-type endopeptidase activity
Source: RefSeq, a predicted model, not a curated record